Messenger RNA from Theileria parva strain Muguga, 1649 nucleotides. RefSeq lists its product as uncharacterized. Gene Ontology annotation, molecular function: ubiquitin protein ligase activity; protein binding. The record is from RefSeq and is a predicted model, not a curated record. The transcript is spliced from 5 exons. Gene Ontology annotation, cellular component: Prp19 complex; cytoplasm; U2-type catalytic step 1 spliceosome. Lineage: Eukaryota; Apicomplexa; Aconoidasida; Piroplasmida; Theileriidae. Bases 131 to 1621 code for a protein of 496 amino acids. Gene Ontology annotation, biological process: protein ubiquitination; mRNA splicing, via spliceosome; DNA repair.
CUCAAAUUUCUCAACUAAAUUUAAUUAAUUCUUUUCUUAAAUUGUUAUACUUUGAAGUAUUUAUUUUUUGUAAUAUAAUAAAUUUGAAGUAAAUUGGAUAAAUUUUGUAAUAAUAUAAAUUUCUUUUGAAAUGACGUUUUUAUGUACAAUUAGUGGCGUCCAGCCACAGGAGCCUUGUUUAAGUAAAACCGGUUACAUAUUUGAACGAAGAUUAAUUGAGAAACACUUAGAAGAAUCGCCAGUCUGCCCUGCCACUGGAGAACCACUGACACUUCAAGAUUUAAUCACCAUUAAAACUGAUGUGGUAACGAAGCCUAGACCAGUAACGGCCUCGAGUAUACCUGGAUUACUCUCGCUAUUACAAUCGGAAUGGGACGCUUUGGCGUUGGAGACUCAUAACAUGAGAUCACAUGUGGAUGAAGUAAGAAAACAGUUAAGUUAUUCACUAUACCAACAUGACGCGGCAACAAGAGUAAUUGCUAGACUUAUUAAACAACGUGACACAGCUUUACAAGAAGUUGAGUCACUGAAACAACAAUUACUACAAUUCAGAUCCAAUUAUGAUCCAAACUCCUUAGAAACAGAGUUUGAUAAGGAUACAUUGGUGAGGUUGCAGGAUUUCUCGAAGGUAUUAUUGGCUGAGAGAAAGAAGAGAGAUUUGAGUGGAUAUGUCCCGAGUGAUGCAUUUACAAAGUUUAAAUGCGCUGGGGAAUUUAGAUUACACUCCUCGACUAAGCCUGGAGUACUCUGCGUAGCCUUGGAUAAGAGUAAGAAUUCCCAGGGUAUAGAGGGCAGUUAUUGUUUUACUGGUGGUAACGAUGGCAGUGUUGUUUACUUCGAUUUACAAAAUAAGAAGACUCUUAAUUCUUUAAAUGGACAUAUGAAACCUGUUAAUACACUUGUCACACAUCCAAUGGAAAAUAUUGUUUUGUCAGGAUCUGAUGACACAACUGUUAGAGUUUGGCGUGACUUUGAAACUGAGUUCAAGUGUACAUACGUCUUAAAGCAUCAUAGAUCCCCUGUCAAAACUUUAUCACUCCAUCCCAGUGGUGAAUAUGUAUUAUCAUUAGCAUCGGAUGGUGUUUGGGGUCUCUGUGAUAUCGACUCUGGUAAAGUAAUUAAAAUGCAUAGAGAUUUACCAAAGUGCAAUUCGCUUAAAAUACAUCCUGACGGUCUCGUAUGUAUCGGUGCAGCCACUAACGGGACACUGCAAGUUUGGGAUAUCCGUGACGCACAACCCAAGGAACCGCUUGCUAAUACUAUGAGUAAUGGUAAUAGUGUAAGCGAGUGGGUGGAUAUGGAUUUUAAUGAGAAUGGAUAUUACUUGGCGAGUGUCUCGGCGGCUGGUGAAGUUAUGUUAUGGGAUUUAAGAAAACAAAGUGUUAUUAAUACUUUUUCUUGCAAUGUUAAUCCAACCAAAGUUAAAUUUGAUCAUUCCGGAUUGUAUAUGGGAGUUGCUAGUACGAAGGUGGAAGUGUUUUACAUGAAGGAUAAGAGCAAAUUCGAGUUGGUUCACACACUUGAAGGACAUACUGCAAAUGUCACAGACCUUGAAUUUGGACCUCUCUCCAAGUUCCUCCUCACCACCUGCCUCGAUAAAUCACUACGACUUUACCAUUAAUUUAUCAAAUUAUUUUUAUACUUCACAA